Molecule: messenger RNA, 5016 nt
Organism: Sphaeramia orbicularis (orbiculate cardinalfish)
Lineage: Eukaryota; Metazoa; Chordata; Actinopteri; Kurtiformes; Apogonidae
Gene: kctd2
Product: potassium channel tetramerization domain containing 2
Exons: 6
Coding region: 307-1113 (268 amino acids)
Biological process (GO): proteasome-mediated ubiquitin-dependent protein catabolic process; protein homooligomerization
Cellular component (GO): cytoplasm; Cul3-RING ubiquitin ligase complex
Molecular function (GO): cullin family protein binding
Source: RefSeq, a predicted model, not a curated record
AUUAAUCACGUUACAACCCGGAAGAAUUGCCUUUCUCUGAUUAACGUUUGAAUAGACAAGAAUGAGCAAUUUAUCUUAUGGAGAAACGAUUAAACGCGAUGCUGCUUACGUCGAAUAUACACUAAUAGUCACAUUUUUGCAUUAAUAUUUGGCUGGAUAGCUAGAAGCGGUCGAGUGUGAGCAGCAACGCCCUGAUGCCAGCCUCCCCGUCGGAGAAAAAUAGCCUCGCUCUGUUUACAAAUCGGCUGAGAGAAAUUGUUGCCCUGCAGCGUAUCGUUAGCUAAUCGGUUUUUAGACGAAGAAAACAUGGCUGAACUGCAUGUUGUGGAACCGAGCGGAACUGGCACCAUAGAGCAGACCGAGCACCGGGAUGUCAGAGGCUCCGUGCGCUUGGCUUCGCCCACCCUGAUGGUUCCGCCGCGGAGCAACCAGCUCAGUCCCGGGGUGUCGAGCAGCAGCAGCGGUCGCUCAGUGUUUGGGUUCCCGGUGAAGAGCAACCCCAGUUCCCCAUCUGAACCGGUAGACAAGCCGGGAUCACGCUGGGUUCGUCUCAACGUCGGCGGUACCUACUUCAUCACGACCAAGCAAACAUUGUGCAGAGACCCCAAAUCAUUCCUGUACCGACUGUGUCAAGAAGAUCCCGACCUGGACUCUGACAAAGAUGAGACAGGAGCCUACCUGAUCGACAGGGAUCCCACAUACUUUGGACCCAUACUGAAUUACCUUCGGCAUGGGAAACUGAUCAUGGAUAAAAAUCUGGCUGAGGAAGGUGUUCUUGAGGAAGCUGAGUUCUAUAACAUAGCUUCCCUGGUUAGGCUGGUUAAAGAGAGGAUACGGGAUAAUGAGAACCGGACAUCUCAGGGGCCUGUGAAGCAUGUUUAUCGAGUGCUACAGUGCCAAGAGGAGGAACUCACACAGAUGGUCUCUACCAUGUCAGACGGUUGGAAGUUUGAGCAGCUUAUAAGUAUUGGCUCCUCAUAUAACUAUGGCAACGAGGACCAGGCUGAGUUUCUAUGCGUAGUUUCCCGGGAACUCAACAACUCCACCAAUGGCAUUGUCAUCGAGCCCACUGAGAAGGCUAAGAUCCUUCAAGAGCGAGGCUCGCGGAUGUAAAGAGACCAGACCCUGAGCUAAAUAACACUUUAUCAACAAAAACAAAACAACCACAUGAACAUUUUCUCAAUGAGUUUACCCCCCCGACUCCAUCAUCAACCGCCAUCAUCAUCAACCCCUCCCCUCCUCUGGUGUGCCUUUCCACAGCGGGGGCUCCCCUGACGCCUCCCUCCUCCUGUGCUGCAACACAACCAUCACUUGUAUUCUGAUUUCUUCUCCUCCGUCACAGGCUGUGGACCGAUUCAUGGGGAGUUUAAAAGAGAUUACAAGUGAGCGGUGUUCCUCAUUGCAGCUAUUAUGGUCAGUGUCAUGGCAGUUCAGGCUACGGUGCUAGUUGUAGCCCCUUGUUUUUGUUAGUGGAAGGACGCACAGAGCUACGAUAAAUCAUCAUCAUCAUCCUUAUCAUCAUCACCGCACUUUUAUCUGAAAGGAUGCUACUUCUCUCUCAUAUGUUUGGCUACAUUAACUAAGCAGAAAUCUCCUCAGGACUCUUAAAGGACACAAAGGAAAGACAACAACUCCACUGACUGAGCCUCUUUCUUUACCUGAAUCCAAUAAUGGAAUGAGCGUGGGCCCCAGCGCACCAUGCCCUUCUCUGUACGCCCGCCCAGACUCCUCAGCUGGUGGUCAUGCAACAAGAAAAACUGAACUCAAGAGGCCAGGACGUCCAGAGGCGGAGCAUGCUGCAGAGUCACAUCGCUCUGUUUGAGCCAGCUGUUUGUCCACUCCCAUUUUUGCGAAACACCCUGGCUUCGUUCACCCCAGAGGUGGCGCUGCUGGGAAAUCUUGGAGUGUCACUCCUGCUUUCUUGGAGCUUCAGUUUGAAGGAGUCUUUUCUUCUCUCCCACCCCCCCACAGCCGUAAUCUUGGUAUUUCAGUGCAAAUGUAAACAAAUGACUCUAAAAGACUAAACUACACCUGUGUACAAUUUGUCAAGGCAUGUGAGGAAUCUAUAUAAAUCUAUAUAGGCUACAUGAUGAAAUUAUAUGAAAAAAAUGAAUGCAAAUGGUGUAAUUGUUGAUUUCUGUAUCAUAGUAGUCAUAUAUUUACAUAUAACAGUGAGUGAGUCUAUUUAAAUGACAGAAAAUACCAGUUUUAAUAACCUGUUUUCCUGAUGGUUUUUCACCCAGUGGUGAGGGUGUGAGGAUGUGUAUGCAGUGCCUCUCUGCUUUCUAUCCAUGACUGAAAUAUCAGAAAUCCUCAAGAUCUUUCAACUGCACGUUUUCUGUAGUGAUCCUCAAAAACUUCAGAUAUUCUUAAUCAUUUUUCUCUUUAACUAUACUACUUGGGUCUCUUGCAUAUCUUAAAAUUGUAAUUAGGGACAAGGAAAACUAUAGUUAUUGCCGUUUGUCCAGGGAAGUCGUCGGACUGUGGCCAGUCUGUAUGCUGCCUCAAAACAAAAACCUGAAGCACCCCUCUCUCCCCGGCCUUGUGCUAACGCUCAUGUCCUCUUCCACUCCCUUCGCAGCUGCCUCUGUUGCCAGCUCUCAACUUAACACAGCACACGCCCAAAUGAUUGUGUUGUCUUUUGUAGCACUUGUAGCAACUGUGGCACAAGCUAAACUGUGCUCCUCAUGCUUAACGCCCUGAAAUACCUGAGCCUACAUUAUCACAGAAAGUUACAAAAGUGAACUUCUCCAGAUGGGUGUCUCAGUUUUCUGAGCUUCAGUGGAAACUGAAAGGGAGGGAAGACUUUUAUCCCAGAUGUUAUGUGAGAUUUUUGUUUUCUGUGCCAACAGAUAGAUACUUGGCUGAAGUAUAUUUCUCUUAGAAUAUACUUACCAUUAAGUUGCCUUCUAUCUAUGUUAUCGGCUGUUAUUAUAUUUAUAGCAACGUUAUAGCAUUGUGUGACAUGCAUAUAUAAAAAGUUGUUUCCAGUUCUUUGUUGCUGCAGAAUUUAAUCAGUUCUAUGCAGACAAAAAUGAAUCAGCCUCUUUCUCUAAUGUGCAGAAUUAAACUAUUUGCAAUAUAUCCUUGUAACAGCAAAAUCUCUCUCAAGUGGAUGAUUGUGAAUAUAAUGUUGUUAUAAAUGUAAGUGCAGUUUUUUAGAGGCAACUUAAUGUGGGUUUGAGCCAUAUUUACACAUAUCAGAUGGAGAAUUGAAACUUCAUGUCACCCAUUGUGCAGAUUGAACUCUUACUCACAUUCUGACUGUGGAAUUAAUCAUUUUGCUCCCAAAAGCAAAGGAGCAUCCAAUCUUUAUGUGAUAUCAUCAACACCUAUCACUGGCAUUGAACACUUUGAUAAACCAUCCUUUGUAUAAAAAAAUAUAUUUGAUGCAAUUAUGUUAUAUCAGCAUGAACAAAAAGAAUGCGUUUCAAGAAUUAGAUGAAGAAGAAAAAAAAAUUAACCUUUACCUUUGUUGUUGUCAUGCUCUCUGGCCGUGUUCAGUCAGGCCUCAGAGCUCAAAUUUUGAUGUGACUUCUAUUUUUGUUCUUCUUGAGUGUGUGUUGUGCAGUUUUCUUCUACUAAUCAGAGCCGUGAGCAGACUGUGUGCUGCUAAAAAUGCCCAAACGUCUCAUUGAGGAGAGUGCUUUUCUCCCUUGUCUCUGGGCCUUUUCAAAGCACCUUGGGUGUUGUUUCCCUUCGUCUGUGUCCAGUGUUGUGCCUUUGACCUGUGUUGUGCACAGUUGUUCUCCCUUCUAUCAUACGGUGCCUCUCAUACCUUAAAAAAGCCACGAGGCACCCACCUGAGGUAUAAUAUAUAAAUGCGGUCUUUAGCUUGGUUUCUGUUGUUAGUGUUUCAGUGUGAGGCAAGCCAAACGAGUCCAUUGCUCACCAUGUAGUUUUUUUAUUUUAUUUUAUUUUUUAAUUAUAAAAAUAUUGCUGACCUUACCAGCUGCUUCCUCUGUGCCAAUGUUUCUUUUGAACUGAAUACACCUGACACUCCUGGAGACUCAAAAUGUUCUACCCUCUGCUUUUAUCUUAGUAAAACUCCAGCAGUGCACUUGGAUUUGACUACUCUCGCCAUGGCUUUAUGUUCUUGAGUUGCAUGUUUGUUUCAAGGCAAGCCGCCUGAGAUGAUCCCAUGUUUCUGACAUUUGUAAAACACCUUCAGAGCACUUAUAUGUCACCUUUGUGAGCCCAGUUUGAUCUUAUUUAUCACCUAGCUUAUAAAAACAAAAGGCGACCCUUUAUUUUUACUUUUCUCCUGCACUCUUUAGUCUACUGAAAUGUGCAAUGUUAACAAAUCUGCAAAAAAAUAUAUGUUUUGGCACGUGAAAACAUGAGAGCAUGCAUUGUUCUAGAGAUUAUGAUGUUGUGUACUGGAAUUUGUCUGACCUCUGUGUUAGUGCAAAGUGUAUGUGAUGCAUGGUGGGGGAGCAGAGGAAAGGCAUGGCUCUGUGGUAGGUGUAGAUUUCUUGUGUGGAACAGUUGGUCUACAACUAGACAUAUUAUCCAAUCACAAGGUCCAUUUCUUUGUUGUUUUUUUGUACCUUGUCAUGUUAAGAAAUGGCAAACUUUGAACACGACUUAACCAAAUUUACCAACCGAUUAGAUUUCAGAGCCCCUUACCCGGGUUUUAUAGAAUCCACCUACAGAUCUAUACGCAAAACAAAUGAAUUUUUUUUUUGUUGAUCCACGGAUCAUUUUGCCAGUUAAUCUGUAAACACCUGCAUGCGUUUGUGAACAUGCACACUUGUACACUCAUUUAGAUGUAUUGAAAAAAAUGUCAUCUAUUAACAGUUAUUUUGUCUUCAUUUAUCAACAGUAUUGAUGUCAAAUGUGAAUAUUGUCAAUGGAGACUGUGGAGAAAUGUUUGGAACCAUUUUGUCUGAUUGUUUGUUCACUUUUAUUUAUUUUAUAUUUUUGGAUUUUGUCUACCAAUGUUGUUUCUUUACAUGUAACAAUUUUAACAAAACCCAGUCUGGUUUUUAAUCAUAAAAUGUGUCUGUGUUUUAA